Polistes dominula (European paper wasp) is the source of this 4439-nucleotide messenger RNA. RefSeq names its product MOXD1 homolog 1. Gene Ontology annotation, cellular component: secretory granule membrane. NCBI's taxonomy places the organism in Eukaryota, Metazoa, Arthropoda, Insecta, Hymenoptera, Vespidae. Gene Ontology annotation, molecular function: copper ion binding; dopamine beta-monooxygenase activity. Gene Ontology annotation, biological process: octopamine biosynthetic process; norepinephrine biosynthetic process; dopamine catabolic process. The record is from RefSeq and is a predicted model, not a curated record.
AACUGUUGUUCGUGCAACAUGUAUCAAAGAACGUUGCUUAAAUUUCGAAGAAAGGAUAAGUGAUAAAGAUUCUAACUUCGAAUGAUAUGAAUUUUUGUUUAAAUUUUGUGCUCAUAAAAUGUUUAAAAAUUUAUACUUUUGAUGAUAAUUUUUAAAUAAACUAAGGGUUCUCACAACAUUCGCGAUGUUAUUUUAGUUUAAAACUUUUAAAAUGACCCUAACAAAUUAAUAUUUUGAUCUGAAAGUAUGUUUCAAAAUUAAUAAAAAAGAAACAAAAAAUAAGAAAAGUAUCAUAAGGAGUGAAACGAGUGAAAACAGAAACCGAUCAAAUGAUUCUAUAAAAUUCAAUAAAUUUUAAAGAAGAAGAAGAAGAAGUAGAAAAUGGAGAAAAUGUUGAUACUCCAAUUAAUUGUUAUAUUUAGCCUAUGCUGGACGAUUCAUUGUGAUUUAUUGGACUUAUAUGUUCAACACAUGGAUGAGACAAUGAGGACGCAGGCGUAUAGUAAAAUGCAUCAUCCGAAGAAUCUUUUAAACAGGUCAAAGCGUAGUGUACAAGACGAGCCACUGUUGAGAAUUCAGAGUAUGUUCAAAAAACAACGUCUUGACGUCGACGAGGAAUACUGGAAGCAAAGGAACAAGGAGCUUGUACCGUACGGAGAAGACGGACUCGAUUUUCCGAACGAUAGAGAAGAAACUUUAGAUUCCAGUCAGUAUGAAUUAAUAAGAAAUUCAACAGAAAAUAAUAUUUCAUUGAAUACCGAAGAUGAAACAACAACAACAACAACAGCAACGACAACGAUUAUAACCGAUGAAAAUAAUUCAGACGCUUCUUUCGAAAUAGAAUUAUCGGAUAAUGAACCAAAAAUUGAUAUGAACAGUACUAAAGAGGAUAUAGAAAUCGAAGAGUUAAACGAUAGUUUGGAAGAAAUGCAACCAAACUUGGAUGAACUCAAAGGAAACGGGAACGUCGAAGUAAUUGAGGAUACCAAAUUUUUCGAGAAAAAAAUAACAAACAAGGACUCGACGUCCGAACAAAUCAAAAUUAUCAAUGAAGAAGAAACUGAUAAAGUUUCUUCGGCUUCUACAGUUUUUAGUGAGACCACCUACAAGAAAGCUCCGAAACCAUGGAGUCGCGUGCCAAAGAAAUAUUUUCCAGGUUUCGACAAGAUACCUAAAGAAUUAUACAGCGGCAAGGGUUAUUACAUAUCCAACGAAGAUGCUGAUGUGGUUAGAUCAAAGAGAAAUACAAAGGAGAGAAUAUUUCCUAGGUAUGAGAGACUCGACGAGGAUGGUAAUGUUAUCCUCGAGUGGGAUCCUUCGGACGAGGAAAAGAUCACGUUCAGAAUUACUGCGAAAACGUUGGGUUACGUUGGUAUUGGAUUCAAUGAGAAGAGUCACAUGAAAGGAGCUGACAUUCUUCUCGCUUGGGUCGACGAUCAUACUGGGGCUGUCAAUCUUCUGGAUUCGCAUGGUAUGGAAGAAUCUAAUGGAGCACCUAUUACGGACACUUCUCAAGACGUUCGUGUUCUCGAGGGUUACCAAAAUGACACUCACACAAGCGUCACUUUCGUCAGGAAUUGGCAAACUUGCGAUCCUCAAGAUCAUCAGCUUACGGGCGAUACUGUAAGAGUCUUAUGGGCUUUACACGAGAACGACCCGGAAUUGAACACGGCAAGUUGGCACGGCGACAAACGUGGUGGAAGAGCGUUAAGACUCAGAACUCCAUCUCCACAUGGUCCACCUCAAGAAAUGCAAGAUACCAGACAUUGGGAUGUAAAAUUAAAUCAGUUUAUGGUAACCGACUCAAUGGACACCGUAUAUUGGUGUAAAAUCUUUAAAGCACCAUCUCUGACUAAGAAGCAUCAUAUGAUUGGGUAUACGCCUCUGGUGGAAAAAGCAAACGAAGACUUGGUACAUCACAUAAUAGUGUACGAGUGUGCUUCAACUUUACCAAUUCUCGGUCAGUAUGCUAGAAUCGUAGGUGCACCUUGUUAUAGUCCCACGAUGCCACGUGAAUGGGAAUCCUGUUUGCAGCCUGUCUUGGCUUGGGCUCGUGGUAGCAAAGGAGAAUGGCUUCCAGAACACGUGGGAAUUCCCAUAGCUGAACAUCAAGAGGGUUCCUAUUAUAUGUUAGAAGUACAUUAUAAUAAUCCUAAGUUAAAAAAAGUGAUAGAUAGCAGUGGAGUACGAAUUCAUUUAACACCAAACCUCCGUGCUCAAGAAGCAGGCAUUCUCGUAGCUGGUGUAGCAGUUAGUCCACUUCAUUUGGUACCUCCGAAACAAAAAGAAUUUGCUACAGCUGGAUAUUGUACACCACAUUGCACAAACACGAUGUUUCCCGAAGACGGUGUAAACGUUGUUUCGGUAGUACUACAUUCGCAUUUAGCUGGUCGUCGUUUGAGUUUAAAACAUAUUCGUAAUGGAAAAGAACUUCCUAGAAUUGUGCAGGACAAUCACUUUGAUUUCGAUUACCAACAAUCGCACACCUUAGAAAAAGAAGUGAAAAUUUUACCGGGUGACGAAUUGGUAGCUGAAUGUGUUUAUAGAACAUUGGACAGAACAAAACCAACAAUAGGAGGUUAUGCUGCUUCGCAAGAAAUGUGUUUAGCAUUCGUGAUACAUUAUCCGAGAACACCAUUAGCAGCUUGUUAUAGUAUGACACCCGUGAAAGAUUUUUUCAAAGCGCUUGCUGUAAGUAGCUUCAGAGGUAUCACCAUGGAUCAUGUAGAAAAACUUUUUCUCACUGCUGGUGCCGAUCCAGUGAGUUUACCUCCUACGGUUAGACAACAGCUUCCAGUUUAUCCUGCAACGAAACCUAGUGAACAGAUCGACGAGGAAAUUAUCAGAGUAGCACAGUCAGCAUUGAAAGCAAUGAGAGAGUAUUCAGAGGGACAAGAAAAUUAUAACGUCUUUUCCCAUCUUAUUAUCGAAGAACCUGAAGAAUUUAGAGGUCGAACUUUAGCAGAACAUUUACUUGCUUUACCCUUGACUGACGAAUUGAUUGCCAGAUCGAUGGAGAAAAGUCUUUAUUAUGGUAGACAUAUGACAUUUUGUAGAAAAAGGGACGAUAAAUUAGCAUUGCCAGCAAAUAUUCAAACGUUCCCAAAUUUUACGGCAUUAUUGGAACAAAACGAAACUGUUUGUAGCGAGCUCAAAAUGUCUUCAUCUAAUAAUAAAUCAUCCAAAACUAAUUCCAGUUUCGUCAUCAUGUUACUUACAGUUAUAAGUAUUAGGAUUUUCGUUUACUGAAAACAUUGACAAAGAUUUAUAUAACCGUAUAAAUUUGUACAUCAGUGGAAAUUUAUUAUUUAUUGCGAAUAAAUCUAUAUACGUAAUAUUCGGUCUCCGUUAGUCUAGACUAUUCGAAACAGGUCGAAGAUUAUCGAAUAUUAUGUUGACAACGAUAACGAAUAUUUCCUCCUUAACAUGACAGAGGAAAAUAGAGAAAGAAAGAAAGAGAAAGAGAGGGAUAAAGAUAAAAACAGCAAUAUUUUGUCCAAUUUAUUAGCAGCGUAGAUGACGGACGUGCAAAUAAGUUGCCUACCCUUUUUAAUACAUGAGCUGUUCAUUGGUCAAAGCGAUUAACUUUAUUUUAAGGAGUUUUUUAAAAUUUUACUAUCAAAGUAUUUGAUCAAUACUAAACUUUUUAUAUUCAACUCAUUUAAUGUCGAACAACGUUUGUUACACUGGCGAAAAGUACUAACGAUUAUAUAUCGUUUCGUAAUUGUUAACGCAUGUUCCUACAUGUAGUAAAAGAACAAUUAAACCUAAUAUUUGGGAUACAUUUAAUCCAGCUGAGAAUUUAUUCAUAUUUUUGCCGUUGCUUCAUAGUCAUUAUGUUACAAAUUAUUGAAAAUAUGUUACUUAUGGUUUAUUUGACAACGUAUAAUAGUAUUUUGUUAAAGCUGGAAUAUUGAAAGGAAGUAAACCGAUACCCAAAUAAUGAAAGAACAAGGAAUAAGUAGGACGAAUAAUUAUUGUUAAAUUAUCUCAUUUACCUGAUAUAUUAUAUUUAAAUAAUUAAAGCCUAAAAUAAUCAGGUUUAACAUUACUAAAUGAUAACAAUUAUUAUGGUCGCUACAUAAUAAAUGAUACGACAAUGUACAGAAGAAACACAAAUUUUUAUAAAUAUUCUAAUAUUAUAUAUAAACAUUUUCAUAUCUAGAAGUUAAUGGCCACAACUUUCAGUAUCUCUUGUAAUUGUAGAGGCCAAAGGUAAUUUCUUAGAUUAUGCACUGACUACUGUCCACAAAUUUAUUACUAUAUUACAUGAAAAUGAGUACAAGCUUGUAAAUUAGUAUCUUGUACACGAUGUUACGCGAGGAACAUUGAGUUCCAUGUUUGUUAGCAUAUUUCUUAAUUGAGUCGAUGAAGUUUUUAUGAGAUAAAUCUUCGUCCAUUGAACUAAAUAUGUUUAGGUAUAUAUAUAUAUAUAUAUA